AUGAGUCUGGAUAAAUUUCCUAUUAAUUUUGGCAAAAUGGAAGAUAUAACGGGUCUUCCGCCAGAGUAUCAUGAUCUUGAAAGAGUAAAUAAAUUUAACCUUCAAAUUGUAGAAAUUUCAAACAAUCUUUUUGACCAUUUAAGAACUAUUGCUCAAAGUCCUACUGCUGAUACUCAUGACACAGAAGAAUCUUCAACAUCAACUCAACAAAAAAACUUACAUCAUGCAUUGGCACGAUCCGCAAAGGACGGAGCACAACUUCUUGAUCCUGAUGAUACCCUUGGGACUGCCUUAGAAAAAUACGGAACUGCACAAGAACGUAUUGGAGAGUGUCGAUAUAAAAUGGAUUCAGAAAUUUCGUUAAAUUUUUAUCAACCUUUUUAUGCAACUUUACAUACACAAAUUCAAGGUGCUAUGAAAGCCAGGGCAAAUGUCAAGUCUGCACGCUUGUCUCUUGAUGCAGCGAAAAAUAGGUAUAAAUCUGUUCGACAAGAAAGAAUAGAGGCUGCCAGAUUGGAAGUCGAGCAAGCUGAAGAUCAGUUCGUUGCUGCCGUUGAAGAGGCUACCACAAAUCUUGCACAUUUAGUCAAUGCACAAUUGACUUUUCACCUGGAAGCAUGCAAAGCGCUCGAAGAGGUUGUUCAAGAUAUUGAGGAGAUGCAGAUAAAGCAGGAGUCUUUGUACAGGUAA
Molecule: messenger RNA, 690 nt
Organism: Racocetra fulgida
Lineage: Eukaryota; Fungi; Glomeromycota; Glomeromycetes; Diversisporales; Gigasporaceae
Source: the annotation of a GenBank genome assembly